AUGCCCGUCUCUGAACACCCGGGCUCCAAUGCCCCUUCGCUCGCCCAUUCGUUUUCCUCCCUGCGCGCGCUGCUGGCUGCCCAUUCAACCCGUCGCCAGAGCCGUGUCUACGCCCUCAGCUGCCUGGCCCUGGGCAUGCUCGUCGCUGCCCUCUGGGUCUAUGGAGGGCUCGUCCGUGAUGUGACAGACUUUACCAGGACCCUCCCGCACCCGCAAGUCCAGUCCUCAACGGUUGGGCAGUCGAAGCCCUCUGUGAUAACCGUCACUGUUACCGCCACCCCAUCGCCAACGCCUGCUCUCGACGCCUGGCGCCAUUCAUCACAUAGCGCUGCUGCCAUUGAUAAUACCGGAAUUCCACGGAAGAUAUGGCAGAUCAUGCUCCCUAAGAGGGUCUUACAGAAUCAAACCUGGAUCUCGGAUCCUGCAAAGCUCAAGGAUAUCCCGUCCUGGCUUGCUCUGAAUCCGGACUAUGAAUACAACCUCAUCGGUCAGGAUCGCGGAGAUCGCUUUGUCAGGCAAUACUUCGGUGACAAUCCGCGCAUCCUCUCCACAUGGGAGAAAAUGCCCAACGUCGGCCAGAAGUCUGAUUUUCUGCGAUAUUUGAUUCUCUCCGUCGAGGGUGGCGUCUACAGUGAUACCGACACCGUCGCACUUAAGCCCAUCGACUUCUGGGUACCGCCGCAUCUUAAGGACCGCGUAAGGCUUGUCGUUGGCCUCGAGUUCGACCGUCGCGAUGGGCCGAUGUGGGCAGACAUCCUACAUGAGGUUCAGUUUUGCCAGUGGACGAUCGCCGCCGCCCCGGGACAUCCUGUGUUCAAGAAGAUGAUUAGCCGGAUCUUGACUUCGUUGGAUGACUUGUCUGCAUUACAUCAGGUGCCACUAGAGAGCUUGAAGCCAACCAGUAAGGAAGUCAUGAACUCAACAGGGCCGGCGGCGUGGACCGAUGUCGUCUUUGAGCAGUUGCAGGAGUACGAUCCGUCACUGUUGGAGCCGAAGAAUCUGUCGUACAUGAAUGCACCUAGACUAAUCGGUGACAUUUAUGUCUUAACAAUCGAUGGCUUUGGUAUGGGCCAAAAACACUCGGGGAGUACGAACGACGGAACUAUUCCGCCAGCUGCGCUAGUAAAACAUAAUUUUAAUGGAUCGUGGAGAGGAAAUAAGAGAGGAAGGGAUGAAUCUUCGGCAUCAGAACCGUAG
Molecule: messenger RNA, 1197 nt
Organism: Thermochaetoides thermophila DSM 1495
Lineage: Eukaryota; Fungi; Ascomycota; Sordariomycetes; Sordariales; Chaetomiaceae
Exons: 2
Coding region: 1-1197 (398 amino acids)
Biological process (GO): protein N-linked glycosylation
Cellular component (GO): mannan polymerase complex
Molecular function (GO): alpha-1,6-mannosyltransferase activity
Source: RefSeq, a predicted model, not a curated record